AUGGCUACCAUUGAGUAUUUGUGGCACGAUCAUCUGUUGCACCUCAGAUCGGUGCUAGCAGGUGCUGAAGCUCGCUGCUUCGUUUGCCUGCAACCCGUAUCAGGAUACAGUUAUCGAUGCCCCAAAUGCAGUUUUUUCCUCCAUAUAUCGUGCCUCAAAUUACCCAUUGAAUCUCUACAUCCUCUACACCAAAAACAUCCUCUUGUUCUCCUUCCCCAACCACCUCACAAUGACCACAACCAAGAAGAUACAUGCAAUGAAUGUGAAAAUACUUGCUCUGGCUUCACCUACCAUUGUGCAACCUAUAUCUUCGACCUCCACCUCCACUGUGCUUCAAAACAACUCACUUUCGAUCCUGAAAUUCACAAACACUCUCUCACAUUUUCUGUAUCGCCGCCUAACAGAGAUUUGUCAUUUCGAUGCAAGGUCUGUGGUGACCUUGGUCAGAAUUUCAACCUGUAUUGUCAGGGCUGUCAGUUUGUGGUUCAUGUCGAGUGUUCUGCCUUACCAUUAACUAUAAUACGUGAGCAAGAUGAACAUCUUUUCAUCCUUGUCACCACUCGUUCUGUUGAUGAAGAACCUGAGGAAGUCUACUGCGAUAGAGUCUACAUUGCCCAUUUGGGUUGCCUCACCUCUGCUCGAAAGCCCCUUGUCAAGCUUUCAUACAAAGAUGUUGAUCCUUCAUCUGUUGAAACUUCACAUCAAUUAAACCUUGAAACUGAUCUAUCAGGCUCAGGUUUUGAUAAUAAAUUUGAGUUUCAAUCAUAUUUAAUUGAUGAUGACGAGCUUACUAAACUGAGGCGUCGUUACAGUGAGCUGCAGAUCAUGGAAAAUGCUCAGUCUAGUCAAGCAUGUGAGGAAUUACAGGUUCAACAGGCCGAGCCAAUGUAUCCUAAUGUCAACUGUAAUGUUGUGGAGCUUCAACAUUUCAGCCACCAACAUCCCUUAACCCUCAAUAAUGACCAUGAAAAGGAUGGAGCACAUUGCUCCGCGUGCUGGGGACGAAUCUCUGGCGUGGGCUAUGGUUGUGCGCAAUGCAACUAUUUUCUACACAGAUGGUGUGCCGAAUUGCCCCAGAAGAUUCAUCAUAUAAUUCAUUCUGAACACACUCUCACCCUUCUCUCCAGAGCACCACCUAAUACCUAUGGGUGCAAUGCCUGUGACGAACCUUGUGACGGCUUCACUUAUCAUUGCAAUUCCUGCUAUUUUAACCUCCAUGCUAUUUGUGCUUCAAUACCGAUCACCCUUGUAAAUGAAAUUCAUCAGCACCCUCUUUCUCUCCGUCGCAAAAGACCCUAUUCGACUAGCUGCAUAGCUUGUGGGAACGAUUGUCGUGUCACAGUGUUUCAAUGUGACGUGUGCAAUCUUGAUCUUGACUUCAAAUGUGCUUUGUUGCCGCAUAAGGUUAGAUAUAAACAUCAUAGACAUCCUCUCACUUUCAGCACUCUUGUCGAGUAUGAUUCGGAUGAGUAUUACUGUGACAUUUGUGAGGAAAGGGGAGACCCCAACUACUGGGUAUACUGCUGUUUGGAUUGCGAAUAUGUUGCUCAUAUGAAUUGUGUGGUUUCUGAGCUAAUUAGAGGUCCACCUUCAACAGGCCUCCUUCAAUACGAUCAUCAUGAGCGCCUUCUUAAUCUCAUUACAAAAUUGCCAUUCAAGCCUUCUUGA
Cornus florida is the source of this 1668-nucleotide messenger RNA. RefSeq lists its product as uncharacterized. The coding region runs from base 1 to 1668 and encodes 555 amino acids. The transcript has 2 exons. The record is from RefSeq and is a predicted model, not a curated record. NCBI's taxonomy places the organism in Eukaryota, Viridiplantae, Streptophyta, Magnoliopsida, Cornales, Cornaceae.